Messenger RNA from Vittaforma corneae ATCC 50505, 1167 nucleotides. RefSeq lists its product as uncharacterized. Lineage: Eukaryota; Fungi; Microsporidia; Nosematidae. The record is from RefSeq and is a predicted model, not a curated record. The coding region runs from base 1 to 1167 and encodes 388 amino acids. The transcript has a single exon.
AUGAAUAGUAGAAUUGUAUUGCCAGUGUUAUUUGGAGUCAGUCUAUCAAAGCACUAUCUGGACAAUGCUAACCAAAAUAGGACUAGAUUUAGCAGCUCCAAUGCUGACAAGGUUCCAGAUAGCCACGGCGUUUCUGAUAAACAUGACAGCAUCUACGUUUCAAUUGGCACUAAUCCGGACAAGACAGGUAGCUACAAUCACCCAGCCAGCAACAGUGCUGAAAUACCAUUUACAAACACUGACAACAGCAUUCAUGUAUUUAAGCCCAAGACAGUCUCCAAGGAGAUAAAAGAGCUAAAAGAGUGGGAAACCAAGAACAUUGUCUUUAUUGUUGGAACUUCAAGAGUUGAAUCCGAUAACAUUCCUGAGUUUACAAAAAAGAUUAAGUUGCUGAUCGAUGUUGAUAGCACAAUACAUAAGAAGGAGCUAUCGCAAAGGCAGGACUAUAGAAACUGGGAAGAUUACAUGGAGAAUACCUACCAGCCUUUGUUUUCAAAGUACAGAGAUGUUAUAUUUAAAAUGGAGAAAGAGCAAAUAAAAGAGAUGCUCAAAUUAAAAGACAACUUCGCAACGGCUAAUUCAAGCAAUGCAGGCACUAAUAAUCAUAGCAAUACCACUACCAAAAGUAACGCCAAGUCAAGUAGCAGUAAAAGGAAUAGAACACGCAUCAGCAACGCUUUUCUUCCUUUUAUGCUUGACAGGUUCUAUUUUGCGAAACCCUCAGCUUUUGACCUAACUGUCAAUGCCACUAAUCUACUUCUAACAAUUGUUGGAAGUGAGGACCUUUCAAAAGAAGAAAUGAAUGAGCUCAAAAGGCGGUUUGUAAUGACCCAGUUCAAGGACAGUAGUCCCAAUGGCAAUAUAUACACCAGCAAUUAUAGUAGUACCCUGUGGAACAAGGAGCUCUCAAGGAGCGAGAUAAGAGAAAUAAUGGCUGACUUUGAUUUAAGUUCAGUCAUGGACAGUCUUAAAGAGUAUUUUGACUUCAUGAAAAGAUUGGGAAAGAUAGUCAAUAUUGACAAAGAGUACAGCUUUGUGUAUCCUGUUCUUAACAUUGAGGAUUUUGAGGAGAGCGAGAAGAACAUUCUGGUGGAGUGCUCAGAGGUUUUUGAGGGAUACUUGCAGAAUGUGAAGGGAAUAAAGGGAUGGAUAGGAAGAAAUAAGUGA